AUGGAGAGGGUCGAACCACGCUCGCCGGGACCCGGCGGCGCUGAAGAAGACGGGGCCGCCCCGCAUCCGCCCCGCCCGCCAUGGCUCUCCGCUCCCUGGCUCAUCGACACCCUGCUGGGGAGCAUCGCCCUUCCGCUCGCCCUCGCCCUCGGCGGAGCCGUGCGUACGAGCAUGGUGUCGGGCGCGUAUCUGUUGGCGUGCGCGCUUCUUCUCGCCUGCGCCGAGCACUCGCUCUCCACCGUCCGACCGACCGACCCGCUGAUGGACGUGUCUGAUGGUCGUGCAGAGCGCGUGUGCAGUUGGAUCGUGCGGGUCGUCUGCCUGGUCUCCGGCUUUGCCGUGCUCGGGCACGCUGUGUUCUUGAGCAUGUGGCUGGAAGAGGGCGACGGCGAAGACGGUUGGCUGCGACAGUACGGGUGGGUCGAGGAGCUGCUCCACUACGCAGGCACGAAUGCUUUCGCCAGCUGGCAGAGGGUGGACUACGUGAAGGACCACAUCAUUCUCAACAACAUCCGGCAGAUCGCGCCCGACCCGAUCGUCUUCCUCCUCUCCCUGACGGUGCUGCUUCGCGCCUGGACGCGACGCCCCACCACCCAGCCAACCGAAGAACUCGUGUGGCCGCUGCACUACUAUUGCUACCCGACGUUUCUGGUGGCCGCGGUGGUGGGUCUCUCCGUGCCGUCGGUGCUGGGCCUGCCCUACCUCUUCUUCUACGUCCUCGGCCUCCUCGGCCUUGCCUACUCGGCAUCACUUCCCCGCCUCUUCCAAGCGCUGUGGCCGGCGUUGCUGUUGCUGAGCAUGAGCCACCUGGGCAUCAUCUACGCCUACCAGUUCCGCUAUAUUCGCGACCACACGCCGACGCACCUCACCAACCUCCUCGGUUUGUACCACUGGGAACAGCUCACCAAUUGGAGCGACCUCGGAACGUCGCUCUGGCAAGCCGUGGUCGGCUUGGCCGCCCUCAUCGUCUGUCGGUAUUCGCGUGCGCGGAGUCUGUACAAGGCCCGCAAGCAAAUGCAGCAUUUGGCCAGCGGCGAGGAGGUGCCCGCGCCGCAGCCGUCGAUCACGGCGUCGACCUCAAUGCUGGCCGUGUUCUCCCGCCGGGGCCGAGGCCGGGGCCGUGGAGCCGAAAAGGAGCACACCACGCGUAUCGUCGCCAAAUGGCUCGCCCAACACGGAUGGCGGGGCCUACUGGCUGCGAUGCUGUUCGUGAGCGUGGCUAACGUGAACCUGUUCUCGCUGGUCAUCCUGGUGCUGGCGAUGGCCGGCGCGUUGCUGCCGCCGCGCUACGUCGUCUUCGGCACGCUGCCCACCCUCCUCUACGUCAUCGCCGUGUCGUCGGCCCAGUACGUGUGGAACAUCCCCUUCGACUUCCCCCAGGCCCGCAGCCUCUCCGGGAUGGGACUUGUGGAGUACGAGCUGCCGUUCGUGCGGAUCGGACUGCAGUGGGCGCUCGCCCUGGGGCUGGCCGUGUACUGGCGCCUCUUCACGCUCUAUCGCAAGUGGGCCAUGGUGGGCGUGAUGAAAAAGCAAGCGUACUACUCGUGGUUCGUGGGCCGACCGGGUCCCGGCGGACUCCUUCAGCACCUGCCCUCCGUCGAGGAGACCGCCGCGCUCUUGGCCGCCGAGUCCGGCUCUGAGCCAAACUACGGCGCGUCUUCGUCGGCGCCUUCGCGCAAGGAGAGCCGGGUCCCACGCUUUGCUGACGACGUCGUCGGUCACGGAGGAGACGAAGAGCAAAACGAGCGCGCGCAUCGACACACGGGCCUGACGGACGACGAUGACGACGAUUACAAUCGGGAGCCGCCCAUGCACGGCCGCGGGAACGGCGCCGAGUCGGCCAGCUUCAUGGACGAGCCCGCCGACGGGCGCAAGCACCUGCGGGACAAGGCCGCCGAGUUCUGGCACGUGGUCAAGCUGGUCACGGCCACCGUCAAGCAGUCCAUGCUGGCCCUGCUCAACCUCGUCUGGCAGAUUCUCCUCCACGAAUCCCACAAGUUCGCGUUGUGCGGGUUGUGGAUCUGCUCGCUCAUGGAGGUGUCGGUCUUCAACGGCGGCUACAUGGCCAUCUUCAUCGUCUUCGUCCUCUGGCAGAAGCUCGCCACCCGCUUCUGGGUGCUGCUCGUGCUCUACUGCCAAGCCGUAUUGCUGGCGCUCUACGUGUGGCAGCUGCCGUGGCUGCCGGAGGAUUCGUCGCUGACGAGUCUGAUCGGAUUUCAACACUUCCCGAACGUGUGGGCUGGGUUCGGGUGGCACAUGGCCAUCCUCGGCUUCUCCGUGGCCCAAAACGAACUCAACAAGGUCUCGACCCGUGGCUUCCUCUUCAAGAAGCCCACGCCCGACCAACUGAGGAAAUACGGAGACGGGACGCUUCGCGGGCUGCGUACUCACCUGAACCGGCACGUGUACACGCUCAUCGUGUUCGGGUACACCAUGGUGGUGCGCUACUUCCUGUCGUUCUCCUACCUCGGCAUCCUCCUGCUGGCCCUCCUCACCCCGGCCAACAUGAUCAACGUGCUCUACGUUACUUUCAUCUUUGCCUGCAUCAUCGUCCACUUCCAGACCAAGGCACCGGGUCGAGUCUACGUGCGGCGCAUGUGGCCGUUUCUGGUGUUCUUCGCCGGCGGAGCGCUGGCGUGUCGGUACCUGUACCAGUUCGACGACCUGGCGGAGAUCAUCGACGACGUCUACCCCGACGACUUCCUCCCGCUGGGCCUCAAGGACCUCGGCUUCGAGCAGUACCCGACCAAGCUCUUUGUAGCCCUCCUGCCCAACGCCAUCGUGCUCGUCCUCUCCGUCUUCCAGCUCCGCAUGUUCAACGGCGAGCACUGGACCAAGACGCUGGGCUCGCUGAUCGGGGAGGAGAAUGAGCGGGAGGAGGGGGUGAAGGUGCUAGCCUGGUGGGAGGGGCUGGUGGCCGGCGUGCGGCGGCUGGUCAUGCUCCACGGCCGGUCGGCGGCGGUGUGGGUGCUGGCCAUCAUCGGCUGCACCUUCGUGACGGUCAUCCGCUCGGGCUUCCUCGUGCUCGCCGUCGUCUCCCUCAUCUUCAUCAAGUGGGGCGCACGCUGCCGUUCCGACUCCCUCAGCUGGACCGCCACCGUGUACCACGUGGUGACCUUCGUCUCGUUGAUCUACUCGCAGGCGGUGGUGCUGGCGCAGCUGGUGUUCUUCUUCCCGUCGUUUGAUGACGUGUCGGGCGGGAAUCCGUCGUGGUUCGGCUUCGACCGGGCGCACGAGGACGGCCAGAUAGGCGGAGUCAUCAGCGGCCUCAGCGCCAUGGUGGUCGUCCUCAUCGCGCGCUACGGCCAGUCGUGGCUGGCCCAGUGGUACUCCGUGGCCGCCCUCUCCCACAACGACGAAGAGAGUGGUGAGGACAUGUCGGAGUUGACGCUGUUCCCGGUCGACAAGGAGACCGUGCAGCACGGACGUCGGCUCCGGUUCGCCGUGGUGUGGAACUACGCCAAGUGGUACGCCUCGCACGCGUUCGCGCUGCACGGGCAGCACCUGUUCGGGUUCAUGCUGCUCGUGGUGGCCUUCGUGCGCAACGACGCCGUCAGCUGGUUCUACCUGGUCCUCCUCGCCGCGAGCAUGGUCUUCCCCUUCUCGACUCUGGUGGUUGCGCUGCCCGUGUUCGUGACCGUGCAGGCGAGCAUCAUCUUCGCGCAGUACGCGUCGCUGCUCGGCUUCCCUCCGUUCAUGGACAUCGUCUGGCCACCCGACCUGCUCGCCGAAGAGGUGACCACCUGGCUCGGCCUCGACCGACCCUACCCAGAGAUGCUGCUGCUCGAUUUCAUGCUGCUGUGGCUGGCGGUGCUGCUGCUCUACGUGCCCAGCCACAUCCACCCGUUCCCCGAGGCCCACCCGCCGCUCCGCUACGACUUCACCCUCAAGCCGCGCAGCUGGAACGACGAACUCAAGUUCCAGGUCCUGCAGUACAGCUCGCGGGGCAUCCUCGUGGUGGUGAUGGUGGUCGGCCUGGUCCACACCGACCUCCUCUCCGCUGGCUACCUCAUCUUCUCGCUCGCCCUCCUCUAUCACGGCGGCACGUUGCUGCUGAAGCAGAACGCGUGGUGGUGGUGGCUCAGGGCCUACAACCUGCUGGUGCUCGCCGCCCUGGCCUUCUACUCCCUGCCCUGGCUGCCGCAAGACGACGACCCGCAGGGCUAUGCGAAGGUGAUCGGGUUCGAGAAAAUGGAGGUGGGCGAGCUGUCGGCCUGGUCCGACCUCGUCAUCUUCUGCCUCUUGUCCGUACAAGGCUACAUAUUCGAUCUCGACGACAUGAACUUGGUGGUGGACUACCUGCUCAUUCGCGAGGGCUGGGAGCGCGCCGAAGACGAGGUCCGCCAGGAGGAGCUCCAGAAGGCGCUCGAUCUCCUUCGCAAGGAGCAGACCGCACGCAAGACCCGCCUGGCCCACCUGAAGCAAACUCGGCUGCGGAGUCAGCUGACGUCAGCUCUACAGAGCGAGGGCGCGAGUCCGAUCGACAGUCAGGCGCCCUCGCCCCGGCCCGAGUCCCCGCGCGGGCCGCGUAGCGGGGCCAGCCCGCGCAAGGGCAAGGAGAAGGAAUUCGAAGAAUCCGGGGGCGGCGACGGCAAGCUUGCCCCGCAGGCGACGGCCGCCAGGCGACCGACGCGCCCGAGCCCGAAGAAGAAGGCGGCCGCGCCGCAGGAGAAUCUGUGGAAGAAGAUCAAGGGCUGGUAUGCGGCGGCCAAGCGCAUGCUGGUCCCGCUGUUCAGGGAGUACUCGGCGGCCGCCAUGGAGCGUACGGUGGUCCUGCUCGAGUGGCUGGCCGAGAAGCACCUCGAAAAGGACGUGCAUGCCAAGUUGAAGGAGAGGGGCUUGGACGAGACGAUCCUGUUUGCCAACGACUACCGCCACCACUUGCGUCGACAGGACUCCGCCGCAGCCGGCGCCGAAGGAGAAGAGGCCUCCGAUUCUGACGACUCUUCGUCGUCGUCCGCGGCCGAUGACGGCAGCAGCAGCGAAGACGAAAGCUCCACCUCAUCGGCGUCGUCGUCUUGCGACUCGUCCGACUCUGAGUGCGCGUCGGAAGACGAGGCCGUACCGCCGACGUCGACAUCGGCGUCGCAGACCGAGACCGAAAUUUCGGCCCAGAGCGAGGAGCUGCUGGCGGGCGCGGCCAAGGCCGGCGUGACCUUUGAUUCCUCGGCGGACGCAGCCGAAGACUUCCCGGACGACGACGACACGAGCGCGGUCGUCCACAACUCGGCCCGGUGGUGGCGCCAGCAGCUGGGCCGGGCCUACAACUCGUGGGUCAAGUGGGUCUCGACCAACACCAACAUCAUCUGCUACCUCGCCCUCGUCGUCAACCACGCCGCGUAUGCGUCGGUUCUAUCGGUGGUGUAUCCGGUGUCGCUGUUCAUCUACGCGGCGCUGGCGGCCCCGCGGCCCACCAAGACCUACUGGCGGCUGGUGCUGGCCUACUCGUCGGUGGUGGUGUGCGUCAAAUUCCUCUUCCAGCUCUCGUUCCUGUGCGUGUGCUACACCGCCAGCGGCGAGGAGUACGCCGUGCAGCCCACCUGCGAACUGGAAACCUGCCGCUUCGAACAGACCUACGAUACGCAGCUGGGCCUGACGUACGUGAUCGGCAUCUACAAAGUGACGGGCUUCUUCCUCAAGGGCUCCCUGUGGGACGUGGUCCUCAUCCUCGCCGUCCUCUGGCACCGACACCAAAUGAAAAUGAAGGCACGCCAUCUCCCUUCGCCCAUCGUUAUCGUCGUCAUCUUCAUCGUCAUCGUCGUCGUCGUUGUUUGGUCUGACAAUGCGGCGUGUCUGGUGACACAGGGCUACUGGGAUCUGGCGGUGGACCUGAAGCAGGAGUUCAAGGGCCUGCAGAAGUCGCGCAAGCAGUGGAUGGGCUGGCUCUCGCUCGAGCGGCAGACCCACGCGCACCACCGGCUGCCCACCCUCCCGCCGCACCUGCUGGGCUCGUCCUCGAUGCUGCCCAUCACCGGCAUCCGCGGCUCGCGCAUCCUGUCGAGCCGCCACUCGACCCUCCUCCUCCCCGUCGACCUCAAGCACACCCUGCCGCCCGACGCCCCCCAGGGCGGCGUCCACAUCCAGGAGUGGAAGGAGGCGCUGCGGGAGGGGGCCACGUGGGCGGUCGAUAAGGCAAAGGGCGCGUGGAACGGCGUGAUGCUGUACUACCGGUGCCUCUUCUCCAAGUUCAGCCCCAACAAGGACUUCUACACCUCCAUGCUCUUCAUCCAAUUCCUGUCAUUCCUAUACCUCAUCCUGUUCCAGCAAGACUUUACUGGGGUGGAGACGUCGAGUCUGUUGGACAUCUUCAUGCAGAGCCGCAUCCCGUCCAAGUACGUGUGGCUGCUGGUGGGCCAGUUCCUGCUGAUCAUCGUGGAGCGCAUCAUCUACCUGCUCAAGUCGACGCGGGCCAAGCUGGUCCUCCACUACGCGCUCGUCGUCCUCUACCACUGGGGCCUCUGCUUCCAGCUGCCCUCGUCCAACGGCCGCAGCUUCGCCUCGUCCCCGCUGCUCCUCAUGUUCUACCUCCUCCAGUGCCUCUACCUCUACCUCUCCUCCCUUCAGCUCCGAGCGCUGACCAACUCCAAGGACCCCUCCAAGAUCCGCUACUGGCUCUUCAUGGCCUAUCGCGCGAUUCCGUUCGGGUACGAGCUGUCGACGAUCCUGAACUGGACCAUCCACCGCACGGCCCUGGACUUCUUCGAGUGGCUCAAGGUCGAGGACCUCUACGCCGACCUGUUCGAGAUCAAGUGCCGCAACGCCGACCGCGAGCGCAGCGGGCGCAAGCCGGGCGACGCCCAGCCCCUCUGGAUCAAGCUCCUCAUCGGCAUGGGCCUCUUCUUCAUCCUCUGUCUCGUCAUCUGGUUCCCCCUCCUCCUCCUCGCAUCGGACACGCCGGGCAACAGUGUGAACCAGGUGCACCAGAGCACGAUCACGGUGGGGAUCGAGGGCUGGGAGCCCUUCUACCGGAGCUACCAGGCCACCAACGUCUCGUUCGCCACCAACGCCCAGUUCGCGCGGCUGCGGGGCCUCUUCCCGUUCAUCCUCAACGACGAGCAGCCCACCACGCAGCUCAUAUCGUUCCAGCCCUACUCCGAAGUCUACUGGUGGAUCACCGCCGAGAGUCUCGAGACCCUCCUCUUCUCCCUCCAGAGCGACCACAGGGUGGAGCUGAGCUUCACGUACUCGUUCACGCGCGAUCAGCCGGCCUCGUCGCCCACCACCAGUGGUCGAGUUGUGAGGGCGCUGACGCCGGAGCUCAAGGCGCAGCUCUACAGCAUGCUGGCCACCAACGCGACCGGGUCGUGGAACGUCACCAUCCCCAAGGCCUUCCCGCGCGCCUAUCGGCUGCCACUCUCGGAGGCGGUGAGCAUUCCGAGUCCCAACCAGUACGUGGGCCUGCAGCUCACCCUCUACCGCAAGCUCCUCACACAAAAGGUGCAAACGCCAACCGGCGAGAUGGAGGUCGACUCGCUGGUCUUGGCCUGGCGAGCCCGGCAGGUCCAGCCCUCGUCCAAUCUCCACGCAAUGGCGACGCGUCCGGAUGUAUCGUCGAGCGAGACGGAUGAACCGCUGUUCAGCGAAGAGGGUCCGCAGGUGGUGUCCCUCUCGACCAUGGUGCCCACGGACUCGCUCACGCGCAAGGUGAUGGCGACGGGCAUCAUCGGCCUCUACAUCACCGUGGUGCUCUCCGUCGGCCGCUUCCUCCGCAUGUCCCUCUCGCGCCUCGUGCCCAAGAUCCGAUAUGAGGACCUGCCCAACGUGGAGUUCAUCAUUUCGCUGUGCGAGGACUUAUUCAUCGCGCGCCAGUUUGACAAUCUGCUGCUGGAAGAGGAAUUGUACUGGGAGCUAAUUGAACUGUACCGAGACCCGAGCCUCAUCCUCGAAGUCACCGGCCGCCGUCCUGUCCUCUUCAAGCACACCAAGCACGACUGA
Acanthamoeba castellanii str. Neff is the source of this 7935-nucleotide messenger RNA. RefSeq lists its product as uncharacterized. Gene Ontology annotation, biological process: cellular response to mechanical stimulus; regulation of membrane potential; detection of mechanical stimulus. Lineage: Eukaryota; Discosea; Longamoebia; Acanthamoebidae. The transcript has 45 exons. Bases 1 to 7935 code for a protein of 2644 amino acids. Gene Ontology annotation, cellular component: membrane. The record is from RefSeq and is a predicted model, not a curated record. Gene Ontology annotation, molecular function: mechanosensitive monoatomic ion channel activity; monoatomic cation channel activity.